UGUGAGUGAGAGAGCACAACCAUUCAGAUAGACUUCAGAGCAAGGCGGGUCAGCGCCUCAAACACCAAAAUGCCGAAAUCAUUUCUAGUGUGUAGGUUUCAAGGCAAGAAGAGACGCCAUUCAGAAACAAUCUCAGAGACGUCUGAGACUACAAACCAACUGUCUCACCCAGUGGUCACCCCCAAUGGCCAUUUUUCACCGGACAGGGAGGUCGCCAUACUUCGGACAGACGCCGCCGUCACUGAAGCCAAACGAGUCCGUUUGUCAGAAGACGCCUCCGUCGACUUGACCGUCACAGCCAGUGAACGCAUUAACGAUGACAUCACAAGUCACGAUAGCACACACCUCGACAACAGCAAAGGAUCGCCAUUCUCCUACAACAGCGAUUCCAGUGGCUACUCCUCAGGCUAUGCAUCCAAAGACAUUUCUGAUGUAUCGUCAUCGUUUAGUCACCCCAGUACGUUUGACCGUUCGGCGGCAAACACACCGACACCCGACUCGUCGGUUGUCAGUACAGUGUCUGAAGUAUCGUCCACACAGAUGGAACCCACAGUAACCCCACCCCCACGUGCCCCUUCUCCCUCCUUGUCCCGGGUGGAAGAGGUGCGUCCUGCCUUUACCACCCCGGAUGUAAAGACUGAGAUGUCUGCUACACCGGUGAGGAUGACCGCCCCAACUAGAAGUCUUCCUUCAGUUAUUCUUAGCUCGACUCCUAAAUCUGCUGCAGAGAGCAUUCCCAUCGCCUGCAGACGAGUGUUUCCAGUUCUGCACAUGCCAUGGAUGAGUAGUCCAAUACCUGGACGUCUGCCAUCCAGAUCUCGUUACGCCACCCUCACCCCACCCCCAACGCCGUCUCACGCCCCAUCUUCUGAGACAAGCUGGCAGUCGUCGAGCAACCCGCCCAGUCCUCGUACAGACAUGUUUAAACCACACAGUGAUGCAACUAAACCUUCAAUGGCAACAAGUAUGCCUGUGACCUCAGCUGGAUAUGUAUCUUCCCGCUACGCAGAGAACUCAAAGGAAAAUAUUGUCCCCAAAAUGCUCGAAAGGCCAUUGAACGUCGUUGCCGACGUACCAAGGACUCCUUUUGCCAGGCAACCGUUGCAGAACUUUACCAAUAACAAGUUUUACGCUCAGUCUUUGUCUUCGCUCCCAGUGCAAGGCGGUCGUAUACCAGUGCUACCCCAGGGUACGAAGGCUCUGCCCCUCACCAUGGCUCAUCUCCCCACCCAUGUGUCUUCCUUACCCCCAUAUGCAGUGAGGAAUAUGUGCCUCGGGGAUAAGACCAAUGUAUCCAUGUACCAUAGUGCAGUUCAACCGUGCUCAACCAUCACCUCUGAUCACCCCCGCGCAACGUGUCCACCUAGUCUAGAAAACGCCAUCCCACCGGUGAAGUAUCAGCCCAGGCCUCCCCCACCCCAGCCCCUGCGGCCUUGGGAGGAUACCAAUACAAAAGACACUUUCGCUAAACGUCCUGUCACCCCCCACCUUAUUGCUCAACCUAUGCCUUUAAUGACCAAACAUGACCCUAACGGAAGUGUAUCACCUCAACCUUUGAACUUUUCCAUGGAUCACCGCAAUAAUAUAACCAUGGCGAAUCCCUACAGAUCAACGACAUCUGAACUGAACACUCUUCCCAGGGAGAUGAAAUCCACUUCCCCAAUGUCGGCCCUGUCUGUGGUCACCGACAUAUCGCCCAAUGUGAAGUAUGAGGACGCUGAGAACCGCCUGACCCCCACCACUCCAGGCUCGUCCCCUAACAGCGGCAAGGAAGCCAAGUGGUCCCUGGUCUCCCUGCACGACCUUGAGAUGGCGUCCCGUGACGAACACCGAGAUGUCAAAAUGGCGCCUACGUUGUUGCUUCUCCUCAAGCAAGCAGGGCGUACAGACGUAGAAGUGAUCAAUGGCGGCUAUGGUAUCAAGAACCCAUCUUUCACUGAAGCGGACCUCGAGGACACCGUCAUCAAACAGAAAGCUGUGAUGACCGACAGCGGGAGAUACAUGUGCAAGGUCUGCCAGAAGGAGUUUGCGCUGCAGCGGCUGCUGAACCGCCAUGUGAAGAACCAUAGCGAGGUCAAACGGUACCUUUGUACGUUCUGUGGCAAGGGCUUCAACGACACCUUCGACCUGAAGCGACACACGAGAAUACAUACAGGUGUUAAGCCAUAUAAGUGUGAGAAGUGUGGCAAAGCUUUCACCCAGCGUUGCAGUCUCGAGUCCCACGCCAAGAAGGUGCACGGCUCCGAGCUGGCCUUCGCUUACAAGGAACGUCGGUGUAAGAUGUACGUCUGUGAAGACUGCGGACACACCACCGGUGACCCCGAGCUCCACUACGUUCACCUCAAGGACAACCACCCCAACUGCCCCGCCCUCGAGAAGUGCCACGAUAAACGUCAGUUUAAAUUCACUGAUGGAAAGAUCCCCAGUGCUCCAGUUCUCAAUCCAAUGAACUAAUGUCUUGCGGAAGAAUACUCCAGUUUCUAGUAGUGCUCGGACUGCUUCCAGUAGUCGCCAUUUGUUUUGUUACCGUUAUGUGUGACUGUUACUGUUCGUUCUUCUCCGUCUCGUCGCUCGACUGUUAUCGGAUGUAAAUAUUUGAACGCAUCUUUCUUGUCGGACUGAGUUUAUAGUCUCGACUAACUUUCAGAAUUGUACAAUUCGACUACCAUAUUUGGUAGGAAAUGUAUAUUUGAACAUGAAGUCAACCCGCCAUGUUAUUGCAUGCUGGGUACCAUCACUUUACAGCUUCAACAGUAUUGAACAGUACUGAGAUUCUCCAAACUUUACCUCGUCUUAGACAACCUAUAGUUUGUAAAUUGCUUUUUGACAAAUCCGAAACUAGUCAUUAGUGCAUUGUCAACUUGUCACUGUUGCAUUUUACAAGCUACCACACGCCGCUUUGAUGUCGUUCGCAUUAUGCCAAAGUUUACAAAGAAGUCGAUUUAUUUUGUGCAAUAUUUUUUCUUGAUUAGCCUCCGUCGCUGUGUUCUGUGUCUGCACUAUCCUAGCUAGUCUUCUACGAUCUUUGUAUCAUAUGUUCGUUAUUUAUUGAUUAAUGUCGGUGCUACAUCACUCAUUACAACCCAAGUUGUGCAAUAUUCCAUGAACAAGCUACGUUCCAUGCAUUCUGUUUGCAUUCACCACAAAUAAACAAAUCACAAUAAA
Molecule: messenger RNA, 3165 nt
Organism: Haliotis rufescens (red abalone)
Lineage: Eukaryota; Metazoa; Mollusca; Gastropoda; Lepetellida; Haliotidae
Product: arginine-glutamic acid dipeptide repeats protein-like
Exons: 5
Coding region: 70-2454 (794 amino acids)
Biological process (GO): regulation of transcription by RNA polymerase II; epidermal cell differentiation
Cellular component (GO): nucleus
Molecular function (GO): RNA polymerase II cis-regulatory region sequence-specific DNA binding; DNA-binding transcription factor activity, RNA polymerase II-specific
Source: RefSeq, a predicted model, not a curated record